UCGAAAAAUGUCGCAAAACAACCGGAGGACAAGUGGAUCCAAGUUCACCGGAUGCCCGAAAGCCUCAAAGAUCCGGCAGUUGGAAUCGGCUCUGGAUUAUGCCCACCGUGCUAUUCGAAGCUUGAACAAAGAUCUCAGAAAACUUGGGAUCGAGAAUGAUGUCCUCAGAUCAGGUCUACAGGACGAAAAUCGGGUCCUAACGGAAGAGCAAAGAAAUGCAGAACUCCUUCUCAAAAAGCAGGAUGAAGGCAGGAAGAAGGCCAAGUUGCAAGAGCUGUAAGUGUUUUUUGUUAGAGUUCUCCCCGGUAGAAAGUAACAUUUCCUAACUAUCGAUACGUUUGUAUUUUCCUUCAGGAAGUUGCAGAAAGUAUUCAUACAGCAUCUACUGAAUGCCGUGUUAGAAAAGAAAGGAGAAAGACCUCGAGUCAUCCUGUGGCAAGCUGCAGGAAGAAAGGGAGGCAUUUGUUUCACAAAUUGCAGAGCAAACGAAGAGCAAUGCCGCAAAAGAUGCGUAAGUUCCUGUUUAGUGUUUCCGUAGUUAUGUCAUUUGGAAAUUUAAUUUUUCUUGUUCUAUUUGCAGCCUACUCGCGGAGCUUAAGAGGCAAAUUGGGCAGACAAAGACUCGCCCACACUGCACCGCCGAGAGCCAGACUUGCUCUCCAUCUACAAAAAGCAUAGGGACUGAAUGCACUACUGAAUGCGCCGAGGCUGAUGUCCAGGCCACUAGUGAAGUGACAGUGGUGUCAGUUGAGACACAAACGGAUGCGGUGCCAAAGAGGCACCAAAACCGUGCAGUGCGCGCCUGGCAGAGUUUCUGUGGCCAGGUACGUAACCUGCACAACCGCCUCAUCCAUGGAACAGAGGCAUUCUAAACCCUACUGGAAAUAUAGUAGCCUCCAUAGGAUGUACUGUUCUUCAGGGUGCUAGCUUAUUAUCUGAUUUAUAAAUUUGAACAGCUGUUAUCUGUAAUGUUUUAUACUGCAAAUUCUAUAUUUUUUUAGAUUUGAUACAGAAAUUCAUAAAUGAACUGUAAAUAGUCACUGAAUCCCUAAGGCGAAGGUUAAGUCAGGCCAUUCCUACUGAGGGCAUCUAGCACACGAUAGACAUGCUGCUAGUACCCCGGUGAGGGGUAGGGGGCGGGAAGGCAUAUUCCGUGUAACCAUGUGUUUACACGUGGGCCCCAAUAUACAGGGUAUUAGCAGGAGCAAAAAUAUGCGCUAGAUGCUCUCUCUCAACCGCAAAAUAGAACACCAAACCAACUAAAGGCUGUGCCUCGUGUCAUUUCAUGUAAAUAUUUCUAAGUAUGUAAAAAUAACUUGACGAAAGUUGUAUCCCCAAAUAUAUGUAGAAAAAAUAAAACACCAAAGCGACUGAA
Nematostella vectensis (starlet sea anemone) is the source of this 1375-nucleotide messenger RNA. RefSeq lists its product as uncharacterized. The transcript is spliced from 10 exons. Lineage: Eukaryota; Metazoa; Cnidaria; Anthozoa; Actiniaria; Edwardsiidae. Bases 8 to 280 code for a protein of 90 amino acids. The record is from RefSeq and is a predicted model, not a curated record.